GGGCAUCUUUCCCUAAUGGAAGGGCAGAUCUUUCUCCUGCUCUCCUCCCUGCAGGCCAACUUGGGCAGGUGGGGCAGUGGAAGUGCUGGACCAGUGUCUUGCCUGGGAGAUGUUGAAGGGAUGCUGGCAGAAGGGGAACAAUCAGAAAUGUCACCAAAAGGAUCCAAAGAACAAAGGAAGCUGAGGGUUCAAGAUGGAGGCAGCAGGCAAGAGGGGAGACGAAAGCAGAAGCCGGAGGGUGACUCUGGUACGUCUCAGGGUGGUGAAAAUCAAAUUGACAAAAAGGAGAAAAAGCAUCAAUGUACAUUGUGCGGACAGAGAUUUUGUAAUCGCUCAGCUCUUACUUCACAUCAACGAACUCAUACAGGGGAGAAACCGUAUACAUGUUCAGAGUGUGGAAAGAGAUUCAGUCGGAGUGGUACCCUUAUAUUGCACCAACGAACUCAUACAGGAGACAAACCUUAUACAUGUUCAGUGUGUGAAAAGAGCUUCACUCAAAGUAGUGGCCUUACUUUGCAUCAAAGAUCUCAUACAGGAGAGAAACCGUAUACAUGCUCAGAGUGUGGAAAGAGCUUCACUCAAAGUAGUGACCUUACCUUGCAUCAAAUAUCUCAUACAGGGGAGAAACCGUAUACGUGUUCUGAGUGUGGAAAGAGCUUCAGUCACAGCACUGCACUUACUAGACAUCAACAAACUCAUCGAGGCAGCAAACCUUAUAAAUGUUUGGAAUGUGGCAACAGCUUCAGUCGCAUCGACUCCCUUUCCUUACAUCAAAAAAUUCAUAUAGGGGAGAAACGAUAUACAUGUUUGGAGUGUGGAAAGAGUUUCAUUCAGAAUGGCACCCUUACCUUGCAUCAAAGAGUGCACACAGGAGAGAAACCGUAUAAAUGUUUGGAGUGUGGCAAGAGCUUCAGUCGUGGUAGCUCCCUUACAUUGCAUCAACGAACUCAUACGGGAGAGAAACCGUAUACAUGUUCGGAGUGUGGAAAAAGCUUCAUUUGCAGUAGCUCCCUUAUGUUGCAUCAAAGAACUCAUACAGGGGACAAACCAUAUAAAUGCUCCGAGUGUGGAAAUAGCUUCAGGCGCCGGAGUCACCUAACUAGACACCAAAGAAGUCAUAUAGGGAGGAAAUCUUAAAAAUGUUUGGCACAUGGAAAGAACUUCAGUGACAGGGGCUCUCUUCCUAAACAGUAAAGAACACGUACAAGGGAAGUAUCUUAGAAAGGGUUGGAGUGUCUUUAAUCAUAUCAAAUAACUCCUACAGAGAGUAAACCAUGAAUCGUUUUCUGGUCGUGUCCCCCCCCCCCAUAUUUUGUUUUA
This is a messenger RNA of Podarcis raffonei (Aeolian wall lizard), 1320 nucleotides long. RefSeq names its product zinc finger protein 239-like. The record is from RefSeq and is a predicted model, not a curated record. Lineage: Eukaryota; Metazoa; Chordata; Lepidosauria; Squamata; Lacertidae. The coding region runs from base 16 to 1137 and encodes 373 amino acids. Gene Ontology annotation, biological process: regulation of transcription by RNA polymerase II. The transcript has 3 exons. Gene Ontology annotation, molecular function: RNA polymerase II cis-regulatory region sequence-specific DNA binding; DNA-binding transcription factor activity, RNA polymerase II-specific.